Molecule: messenger RNA, 1335 nt
Organism: Ostreobium quekettii
Lineage: Eukaryota; Viridiplantae; Chlorophyta; Ulvophyceae; Bryopsidales; Ostreobiaceae
Source: the annotation of a GenBank genome assembly
AUGGCGGGGCGCGCGUGCUGCGGCGCCUACUUGCGGGCGCUGGCGCUGGCAAUUGCCACGCUGCUGUUGGCGCAGCUGGGCGCGGAGGCCAGGCGGCUGGCGGGACAGGAUGGCGAGGGCGCGGCCGAGAGCAAUACAACCAGUGCCUCCCCGGUUUCCGGAAGGCUGCAGCACCCGCAGGCCAACGUCGCCUGGACGGUGAGCCCCUUCAUGAUUGUCGGCUCCUCCACGGGCAAGUCGCAGUUCUUCUGGGCGCCGGGCCGCGGCGCGCUGGCCUCGGGCUUCGAGGUGUGGGUGGGCGCCGGCGGCGUCAACGGCAUUGCGGUGACCUUCACCGAGGGAUCCUUCACCGAGGGCAGCACGGCGGUGAUCGGCACCCGGGUGGGGUCCCACAGCGCGAUCUCGCUGGCCAAGGGCGAGCGCAUCACCGCGAUGUCGCUGUGGGACAACGGCCAGCCCAAGCCCCGCUGGGCCUUCGGCGCCAUGCGGAUCGUGACAGAUGCCGGGCAGACCUUCGAGGCGGGGGUGCCUGCCGGGCACCGGGGGGAGGAGUACAGCCUGGAUGUCGGUUCGGGGCUCGUAGUAGGCGUGGAGGGGUACCACGGCGAUGCGGUGAAUGCCUUCGGCGCGUGCUUCCUCAAGCCCGUGGCGUCGGCCGCGAUGGAGGUCACGGGGUACCCCACGCUCCAAGGGCUGUCCCCGGCCGGCGGCAAGGAGCAGGCCGUGCUGGCCUACGUGACCUACAGCAACUACGGGGACCAGCCACAGCACGUGCGCAUGUCCGGCUCGCCCACCGUCACCGCCAAGCACUGGUGGGAAUUCGACGCGCCCAAGGUACUGGGCGUGGAUGUUGCAAUCCGCGCCGGCGUCCCGCGCGUCGUGGAGUCUGACGGCGUGCCCUCCAACUGGACUGUGACCGAGGCAGAGGAUUGGUCCAGCCAGGACGCAAGGGAGGAUGUUGAGCGCGUGUACGAUCUUCCGCUGACCGUCAAUCCGCACAGCUCGGUCGACGCCAAGGCCACCCUCGCCGAGAUCGAUUUGGACAUCGAGUUCACGGCGCGCAUGGCGGUCACGGUGGACGACGGCGCGAUCUGGGGCUAUCACACCACGGGGCACUACGUGGGGCUGGCGUACGCGGUCACGGUCACGCUGGGCGACGAGACCAGCUUGAAGGAUGGCGGGGAGCAGGAGGAGGCCGUGGAGGAGGUUGCCGACGACCGCGCGGUGGACCCGCCGGUUGAGGAAGACCGACGCCAGCCGGUCAAGGUCGCGGAUCCCGCGGUCUGGGAGUGGUCCUCCAACGGCAACGUUGCGGGCGAGAUCGCGGUGACUUGA